CGGGAUGUGGGGCAAGAAGGAAAUGGAGGACGAGGAUAUAAAGGUGUGGUUUGCGUCCCAUUUUCUUCCAGACCUACAUCAGCAUCGGCAUCCGCAACACUUUCAUUCGUCACUCACGACUCUCGCAUUCCUUCAAACUCUUGUCCAUUCGUCCUGAUCCACCAUGAAGUUCCUCGUCAGCCUUGUCAGCAUUGCCUUCGUGGCCACCUCUCUUGCAGCUCCCACCAAGCUGGAGGCCCGACAGCUAAGCAGCUCACGCAACGAUGUUAAGAACAAGAAGUGUGCAGCAGUGACGGUCAUCUAUGCCCGUGGAACCACAGAGGCUGGAAACGUCGGAAGCAUCGCCGGACCACCUUUCUUCACCGCGUUGGAUAAAGCCGUCGGAACCACGGCUGUGCAGGGCGUCGACUACCCCGCUGAUGUUGCCGGUUUCUUGGCUGGCGGCAGCAGCGACGGCGCAAAGAACAUGGCUCAGUACGCUCAAACCGCCAUCACAAACUGCCCGGACACCAAACUCGUCCUGUCGGGCUACAGUCAGGGCGCCCAAGUCACACGCAAGGCAGCCGCUCAACUUGGAACCGCUGAGGCCAAGGUAGUUGCGAUCGUACUCUUCGGCGACCCAAACAACGGGGACUCCUGGGGCGAUCUGCAGUCCAAGACGAAGACCUUCUGCGCGACCGGUGAUCUUAUCUGCGCUGGACAGAGUAUCAUCCUGGCCGCACAUCUCGGUUACGGUAGCGAUGCCACUGCGGCUGCGAGCUUUGUCAAGAGCCAGAUCGGUUAG
Messenger RNA from Tricharina praecox, 784 nucleotides. Its product is annotated as cutinase. Gene Ontology annotation, molecular function: cutinase activity. The coding region runs from base 164 to 784 and encodes 206 amino acids. The transcript is spliced from 3 exons. Gene Ontology annotation, biological process: carbohydrate catabolic process. The record is from RefSeq and is a predicted model, not a curated record. Gene Ontology annotation, cellular component: extracellular region. Lineage: Eukaryota; Fungi; Ascomycota; Pezizomycetes; Pezizales; Pyronemataceae.